Molecule: messenger RNA, 1716 nt
Organism: Stylophora pistillata
Lineage: Eukaryota; Metazoa; Cnidaria; Anthozoa; Scleractinia; Pocilloporidae
Product: dual specificity protein phosphatase 14
Biological process (GO): protein dephosphorylation
Cellular component (GO): cytoplasm
Molecular function (GO): MAP kinase tyrosine/serine/threonine phosphatase activity
Source: RefSeq, a predicted model, not a curated record
UGCUCUGAUUACCACCGUUUUGUUUGCUUUCCAAAAUAUGAAGACUUCCGCCAAGGAGUGAAAUCUUCUCCCUGCCUGUUGAAAAUUUUCUACCAAAUAUGCACAUGAUCAGAAUAUUACAAAUUACUUUGCGUGUGUAACUGAGGAUUCUGGUGUAAUGUCAGCUAGUAAGCAUUGCAGCCCGCUAGAUCUGGGCAACAUGGCGAAAAUUACCGACUAUCUUUACCUAGGAGGGCUAGCUGCGGCAAAAAAGGAAGAUCUGCUCAAGGAAAAUGGAAUAACCUGCGUCAUCAGCGCUGCUUUGGAAUCUCCCGAAUUGACCUAUGAAUCGAUUACUUGCACAAGGAUAAAGCUAGAAGAUAACCCGACCUGCAACAUCGGAAUAUACUUUGAUUUAGUGGCCGAUAAAAUCGAAAAGGUUCGACGAGAAAGAGGAAAGGUUCUUGUCCACUGCAUUGCAGGAAUAAGCAGAUCAGCAACUUUGGUAUUGGCUUACUUGAUGAAAUAUCAAAAGAUGAGGCUGUUUGAUGCUCAUGCACACGUCCACAAAAAGAGACGUCUUGUCCGACCAAAUAAUGGAUUCUGGAAAUAUCUAGUGGAGUAUGAGAACAAGCUGUUUCAGAAAAACACAAUCAAUAUGGUGGAAUCCAAAUUUGGUUUAAUACCCAAUAUCUAUGAAGAUGAAAUGAAGAACUUGGUUUGGUGACAAAUGCAGAAGUUGAUUUUGAAAACUGGAAAGGAAGUGGAGAGAAUAUGAUUAGGGGGGUCCCUUAUCCUUUCUAUGAGAAGUGUGAUUGGGCAAUUUGUUUUCUCUUGAAUCUUGAUCUUAAUUUGUUUUUUCUUCGUGAAUGGUGAUUUAAUAUUAUAAGAUCUUUUCAUGUCCCCAGAAUAAAGUUUAUAUUAAAUGAAGAGCCGAAUUGAACGUGAUUUAUGAACCAUUUUGUUUUGCAUGAUGAAAAUUUAGAAUGUGGACUUCACAUGGAUCGAUAAAAGUCAUAAAACAGACCACUAAUGAUUCUUGAAUAAAUGAAAUAAGAUACUAUUAUAAGGUAAGAAAAAAGUGAAAAGUGAAAAUAUUAAUUUGUGAAUUUUUUUUUCAAUUUUUAUGGGAAAUGUGAUGUUUCUAAUAUUUCAUGAAUGUGAAGAAAAUAAGUGAGAUACAUGAAAAGGCCAAAUAUUCUUAAGUGAAUGAGUUUUACAAAGGGGUAUAGGGAACCCUUGAUUAGAGUGUUUCAAAUUGAUUUUGUUCAGAAUAACCCUGGUACCCUAAUUUAAGUAAAAAUGUGUUGUUGUGAACCUAACUUUUCUCUAUCAAUUAUUGAUUUGGAGUCGUCUGCAUUCUCAAAGUUUCCCAGAAAAUCAUUCUUGUCUUUAGAUUACAAUGGUCAAAUCUAUACAGUUUCCUGGUUUAAAAAAGAAAAAAAAAAAAAAAAAAGAAGCAAGAAAUAACUUAACAGCUCAAAAGCCACAGCCAUUGCGGCUUAUGUAAUAAUACACAAGGAGGGGGAGUACCCCCUUCCAAAAUCUAGGCCAGAUGGAAAAAAUUUUAUUAUCGUAUCAAACACAUUUCCAUGUAUGCAUGAGAAUGUGUAUAAAACUAGUUUUAUAUGGUAGAGCUUUAUGAAAAUUUUAUGAUACAUUUGUGAUUGGACAUUCAAUAAUUAUUUUAUUCAGUAUAAAGAAACAUUGGCUUAAUAAAGACUGGUACAGGCUAUA